UAAACAAAUUUUAAUGCUACCUUAAUCCUGUAAGGGAGCAAAGCGAAGAAAACAUGGCUGUUUGAAGUGGGACAGGGAAUCCUGUAGCAAUUUUGCUCUGUUGGGAGGCAAUUAAGGUGUCCGGGAGUUGGCGUGAAAUGUCGCGCUUUUAGUGGCGUGAAGAGAAAAGCAAUGCUUUAGGAUUUCCGCUUUCGCAGAAGCCGGCUGUCUGUUUCCAAUCCAUUCAUUUGAACAAAGCACCUAUUUCACAUUCUUCAACGACAAGUUAUUGGCGAAAAUAACCCUCAUUGUUCAGCUCUUUUUCGUUGAUAAUUGGAAGGUUUUGCACGCGUUUCUCGUAAAGUCAGAAAGGAAGGAGUCCUAAAAGCUGGUUUAAUGGACGAUGCUGUACUGCAACGCGUAGUGCAGCAGCACGGGGUGGAAGUGUUAUCUCAGCAUAAUGACCGCUCUCUUCUUCAGUCUCUGCCUCUACACGCCUCAUUUGAUCAUGGCUAUUUUCUCUUGGUGAAAGCCAUUCAAGAGCUCAGGGACAAGAAGGGAAGCAUAGUCACCGUGGGCAUAGGUGGCCCUAGUGGCUCUGGAAAAUCAAGCCUUGCAGCAAAGGUGGCUUCUAUGUUUGGGGGUAUUGUGAUUCCAAUGGAGAAUUAUCGUGAUGGAGUUGAUGAUGCUAAUGAUUUCGAAUCAAUGGAUUUCAAUGUUAUAGUUCAAAAUCUGGAGGAGUUGUUGAAGGGUCAUGACAUUAUGAUGCCAGAAUUUGAUUUUCAACAAAAGAAACGAGUUGGCUUCAAGUCAGUGAAGACAUCGGAGACUAAUUUGGUUAUAGUUGAUGGUCCAUAUGCUUUACAUUCAAAAUUGCGAUCUUUUCUAGACAUUCGUGUAGCAGUGGUGGGUGGUGUUCACUUUAGCUUGCUUUCAAAGGUUCGUCACGAUAUUGGAGAAUCUUGUUCUUUGGACUAUCUUAUUGAUAGCAUAUUUCCAUUGUUUCGCAAGCACAUUGAACCUGAUCUACAUCAUGCUCAGAUAAGAAUUAACAACAGUUUUGUUUCAUCCUUUCGAGAACCAUAUUACAAAUUGAAAUGUGAAAGACAGUAUCCACAAAUGCUGGAUGGAUCUCUUUUUGAAUCAAAUGAUGCUCAAAUUGAAUAUUCUAUUGAAAUGUACCUCCGGCCACCUUUUGCUGAUGAGACAGCUAAGAUAAGUGAUUGGAUUAAAGUACGGCAGUGUGGAAUCAAAUACUACCUCUCUUUGGGUGACCAACGGAUUGUUGACAAGAAUUUCAUUAUAAGACCAAAAGUUGAGUUUGAGGUUGGCAAGACAACCCUUGGAGGACUAUUGGCAUUAGGUUACCAAGUUGUUGCGAGCUUCAAACGUGAAUCAACAACAAUUGAUAAUGGGAAAGUGUUAAUCUCUCUAGAAAGUAUUGAUAAUCUUGGUCAGACGUUUAUUGUGGUGAAGGGUACCAAUCGUAAGGUUCUUGGAGCGGAAGUAUCUGCAAUGGGUUUGAGAGGGCCAUGGAUUACUAAAUCUUAUCUUGAAAUGAUUAUGGAAAGCAAAGGCGUUCCACGUUUAAGUACACCUCCACUUCCAUCAUCAAUCGCAGGGAGCUCGUCUGCAGUCUCUGUGAGUGCUCCAGAAAAGGUCAUCAUUUCUCCUCAGCCUAUUCGAUUAAGGCCAAUAGCUUCUCAUAAGAUCUCAGACAUGGCAGAGCCUUGGACCAGAUCUCCAACAAAAUCUGAGAUGGAUCCUGUGGUUGCAUCAUGGCAUGUUGCUACUGCAUUAGGGGCCGUGGAAUAUUCAGAAAAAGAGUUUGCAGAUUCUUCUGCUUUCAGGGAUGCUAUCCAGCUGGUACCCAUGCCUGAUUCAUAUGACUUGGACAGGGGAUUACUUCUUGGUGUGCAAGCAGUUCAGACCUUACUUGAUGCCAAGGGCCUUCCUGUGAUUGUAGGCAUCGGAGGACCAAGUGGAUCAGGCAAAACAAGUUUGGCUCAUAAGAUGGCAAACAUUGUUGGUUGUGAGGUGAUUUCCCUUGAGAGUUAUUAUAAAACAGAUCAAAUCAAGGAUUUCAAGUUUGAUGACUUUAGCUCCCUCGAUUUAUCUCUUCUUCUGAAGAAUAUACAAGAUAUAAGAACUCGGCGGACUGCCAGAAUUCCUUUGUUUGAUUUUGAGAAAUGCAUGCGCAGUGGCUUUAGGAACCUCGAAGUUUCAGAGGACUGUGGCGUGGUUAUAUUUGAAGGUGUUUAUGCUUUACACCCAGACAUUCGAGCUUAUCUUGACAUCUGGAUAGCUGUUAUAGGCGGAGUUCAUUCACAUCUUCUUGCAAGAGUGCAAAGAGACAUGAACAGGAUUUACCGCCCCAUUUCACAGAAUGAGAUCAUGACAACUGUUUUUCCAAUGUUUCAACAAUUCAUAGAGCCUCAUCUUGUGCAUGCACAUCUAAAAAUUCGCAAUGAUUUCGAUCCAGUACAUUCACCAGAGAGCUCACUAUUUGUUUUAAAAAGUAACAAAAAGGUUCCACCUGUAGAAAUAAUAAAGGUUCUUGGCAAAGAAAAGAUGAGCAGCACUGUCCAGAAUUUUACUGAUAUUUAUCUACGCUUACCAAAUUUACCUUCAAAUGGGCAGCUUACAGAAAGUGAUUGUAUACGUGUCAGAAUCUGUGAAGGAAGGUUUGCAUUAUUGAUACGAGAGCAGCCAAUCAGAGAAGGGAAUUUUAUUGUACAGCCAAAGGUGGAUUUCGACAUUAGUGUUAGAACUGUGGCCGGUCUUCUAAAUCUCGGGUAUCAGGCUGUCGCAUAUAUUGAAGCAACUGCAACAAUAUACCAAGAUGAUAAGGUUAUUUCCCAUUACACUGCAAAUACUCUUCUUCUCAUGCUUCUCAUUGAGCUUGAUCAUUUACAAGAUUCACCAAGUCCAUAUAUGCAGAUUAAAGGUUCAAACAAAGAAGCUGUGGCAGCUGCUGGAUUGGCACUAAAUCUGGAGGGCACUUAUACAACAAAGACUUAUCUUCAGAUCAUCUUAGAAAACAUGCCAGCAUUUGGGAGAAGUUUUAGUGGAAUGCAUGAUCAGCAAGCUGCACGAUUACAGGAGCUAGUAGAUUAUGUGCAGUCUCAGGGUGGGAGUUCUGGAUCAGAACCUCCAGCGAGCCCAGGGCUAUCCAUGGAGUGCAUCAUUGAGGAGCUUCAGUCACGAAUAAAAAGGCUUGAACGAUGGCAUAUGUUCAAUACAGUGUGGAUUUAGGGGCAUACAAGGAAGGAGGUGGAGAUAAUUUUUCUUUACAGGAUGAGAGUGAAGUGACAGGAAGAGAGCCAUAGCCAGUCUUUGAAGAAAUCACAUGAAAUAUAGUACACAGCUUCAUAAUUAAAUACAAUGGCAUACAAAAGUACUAAACUUGUUUUGAUUUGUUGUUCAACCCAAAGCAUUCUUUAGUGAGUUGCCAGGAAGACUUAUUCAAAGCAAUGAAACCCCAAAUGUUGCCAAACUGACAAACCCCCUUUUUAAACAGAUAAUAAGCUUGUUUGGGAACACUAAUGGCAAGAGACUGCCCUUGAUAUUGAAUGUGUUUAUACCACCAAAUGGAAGGAGAGGCAAAACUGAAGCCAUGUUGUAAUGAAAAUUUCCUUCCACUCUAAGAAGUGGCAAACAUUUUGCCAUGCCUUCUAAAUGAAUUGUAAACAAAGAGAAGCUUUAAUCUAGAAGAAAGGAGCAAAUAGAAUCUUAUCCAACCAAUUCACGAGUUGCCAUUUCCCUUUGACAAAAGCUGAAUUGUCACACCAAAAAUUUCCAAAGGGUCCUCCCCUAUAACAGCUCUAACAAUUCAAUUAGAACAAGAAAUAACCCUUGUGUCUUGGGGUCUAAAAUUCUCAAGCAUCCUUUAAUCGCAAGUGAAUGCAAUGAGACCAAGACAUAGCUUUAAAAACAAAACUACUAUCCCAUUUGAUCCAAAGAAGGUGUCAAAUUAGUUUGUUGAAGUCUUCAUAACCUUUAUUAGAGGACAUCCAAUAAGAUGGGUAGUGCAUGUGCGGGGAGAUAUAUUCUAUUUGCAACUUGAAUUUUUCCUGCUUAAGAAAUUUGUUGCCCCACUUCCACAUCUCAGAAGGAGAAACUCCAAGACCAAACGGUGUGCCAAGAUAUUUGGUUAUCUCUCCAUUUUUAAUUUGUUUCUAGGCUUUGAUAGUCCAUUGUGAGAUGGGACCAAUUUGAAACAGCAGAAAUUCGGUUUUAUUGUGAGCUAAUCCUUAUACUGUUAUUCUAAU
Messenger RNA from Cryptomeria japonica (Japanese cedar), 4250 nucleotides. RefSeq lists its product as uncharacterized. Gene Ontology annotation, molecular function: ATP hydrolysis activity; ATP binding; kinase activity. Gene Ontology annotation, cellular component: cytoplasm. The record is from RefSeq and is a predicted model, not a curated record. The transcript is spliced from 26 exons. The coding region runs from base 376 to 3234 and encodes 952 amino acids. NCBI's taxonomy places the organism in Eukaryota, Viridiplantae, Streptophyta, Pinopsida, Cupressales, Cupressaceae.